AUAAUUUUCCUAAUUUCCGCCUGUACCCAAAUUCGGUUGUGCUACGAAGUCGAUUUAAACGUCAGUUUUCGGAUAUUUUCGAUACACGUGUUUAUUACCUUUGGGCUAGUCCGGAACGAUUGUCAAAGGCUAACUCCAUUACGUCCCCUCCUGCUGGUUUACGACUUAUUUUCCCGAAGAUUAUUUUGCUGACAGGACAUUCACUCGA
This is a messenger RNA of Racocetra persica, 208 nucleotides long. The record is from the annotation of a GenBank genome assembly. Lineage: Eukaryota; Fungi; Glomeromycota; Glomeromycetes; Diversisporales; Gigasporaceae.